AUGUCUUCUGAAGGAUCUUUGGACGACUCGCUAAUUGAUUCAUGGUACUGGAACGCCAUUGUCCCGCCACCAGUAUAUUUCGAGGAUUACACCGUUCUCAAACGUCUCCACCAAACGCCAAAUAGCAAAGUCUUCCUCGUCACCGAAACGGAGACUGAUGAUCGCUAUAUUUUGAAAGUUGUUGACAAGGCGGCUUGCUCAGAAACUCAAUUAUCUCGGGCACUCGACGAACAAUGGGUCCUUGGGAGGGUGUGCACCAAUGUUCAAUUCACAAGUUUGGUUCGCAGCUGGCAUGACAGGAAACACUUCUAUUUCGUACUAGUAUACUAUCCCAGAACCCUUGCUGACACGCUUUGUGGACCCGCCUUUGACGUUUGUCGCCCUCGUGUUUACGCUAUUGGAAUAUUUUCCGCUCUCCAAGUCCUUCACGAGCAUCAUGUUAUACAUCGCGAUCUGACUUCAUUCAAUGUGUUUCUACGUGAAGACGGCCAAGUCGUCCUUGGUGGUCUAGCACGCUGCAAGAUCUUCAGCAAGGAUUCCAAGGGAGACGAGCCGGUCGAAGGGUCCUUUUUGACGAUGGACGAGGAACCUCUCUCUGCCUCUGACAUGGUGGAAUACAUGUCCCCCGAGCGACUUGCUGGAGAGGCUUACUCUUUUGAAUCUGAUCUAUGGAGUGUCGGCGUGAUUCUAUACAGGAUGGUGGUAGGACAGCUCCCGUUUAGAGGCAAUACGAUCGACGAAGUGAGAAAGAGCAUCUCGGAAGACGAGCUUGUCUUCCCCGAAGAAAAAGACAUCGACCGAGCUACAGAGGAUUUUAUCCGCCGUCUCCUCUGCCCUGACAUUUCGCAACGCAUGACAGAGAUUGACACGAUCAAAUGGCACCCAUAUUUUAGGUUCACAGAUUGGGACUCCAUCGCGAAACGAAAAACAAUCAGUCCAUGGAGGCCGUGGGUGUCAUCAUACCCUGUCCUACGCCACCCUCAAUCCUUUAUUGAGAUCACCCCCGGCGAUUCAUACGACGAGGGCGAGGACCCAUAUCCUGACUUUACUUGUGACAAUACCGGCCCACUUCAUCCAAGCACCGAGUCGUUAUACCCGGAGGUUUAUCGCAACAUGCCAUCGACCUUCUAUGGACCUCUAUGCGCUUCUCCUCGCAGUAUCUCUAGCGCCGGUUUUAGUGCCUUUACUUCUCAGCAAAUGGUAGAGUGUUAA
This is a messenger RNA of Pleurotus ostreatus (oyster mushroom), 1212 nucleotides long. RefSeq lists its product as uncharacterized. The record is from RefSeq and is a predicted model, not a curated record. Gene Ontology annotation, molecular function: protein kinase activity; ATP binding. The transcript has 5 exons. NCBI's taxonomy places the organism in Eukaryota, Fungi, Basidiomycota, Agaricomycetes, Agaricales, Pleurotaceae. Bases 1 to 1212 code for a protein of 403 amino acids. Gene Ontology annotation, biological process: protein phosphorylation.